AUUUAAAUUCAAAUUUGUUGAGGAAAUUUUCGGUACCACUCAGAGAUUUUGUGUUGCGAUUUUUGAAAUGCUGUCACUUACCAAGAGAUGUGGAGUGGGAAAAUCCGCCAAUGUAGCUCGAUUGGCCUACUGCCAAUUGGCGAAUCAGUCAUUUCGUCAUUAUUCAGAUGAUAAGUGUGAAGAGAAGCCUCAAGAGUCGAAAUGUGGUUUGGUAUUAAAUGAAUACACAUGUGGCCAGAAACCCACUGAGCCGUACGUUCCCAAGCCGGCAGCGAAACAGCCACCUUUAGUUUCAAUGUGGACGAUCGAGGGCUGUGGCCAGGAUUCUUGCGCCAUGGAUCUGCGCUACGAUAUGAAAUACUAUUCCGUAUCCGACAAACUGAAGCGCAAGUAUCAGGUAACGUGGAACGAGUGUCCUCGCCUGCUGAUCAAACCGAAGAAAGUUUGCCUCUAUGAGAAAAUGAAGCGCCCCAAAAUCGAGCGCCGCCCGCGUGGAGCCAUGACCGGCGGCACGCCCCAAAAGCCCCCAGAAACCCUUGAUAAAGCCAAGAGUGCGUGUGUCUAUAUCAAGUCUGUGUGCUGCAAGACUGGUCGCAGGCCGCCCAAGUGCAAGGCGGCCUUUCCCUCCCUGGGUAACUGCGAAAAGCGCAAGACGCCUUAUCCCAGCUAUUCCGAAUGCAUUAGGGAUCCGGCCAUACCCUUGCCCCCAGUGGAGUGUGGCUGCCUGAACAAAGUCUUCACCUGCGAUGCAUGGGCUAUACUGCGGCGGCGCGUCGCUCGAGGAUUGACACCGCAUAAGCUAUGCGGAGAAGCUUAAGACUGACCCAACAAGAGUGAGAGAGAACGAGAGAGAG
Drosophila arizonae is the source of this 854-nucleotide messenger RNA. RefSeq lists its product as uncharacterized. The record is from RefSeq and is a predicted model, not a curated record. Lineage: Eukaryota; Metazoa; Arthropoda; Insecta; Diptera; Drosophilidae.